CGCCCGCGCACCCCCUGGCCGCUGCAGGCCGGGCCGGCCGGGCUGGCGCUAGGUACGGGCAGGUGGCGGCGGAGCCCAACGACCCGGUCCGCGCCGAGGCUCUGCCGCCGGGGUGAGUCGGAUCGGAGGCGCUUAGAGCCGGAGAGGGGUUCGAAGAUGCUUCCUGAAGCCGCCCGUCGGCUCCUCGCGGCGGGCAGCCGGCCCCGGGUUCGCCGUGCUGUCUCCUCGGGCGGCGUGAGCGGGUAGGCGGCAAGGCCGCGCCGGAGGGGGAUGGCGGGCGCCGAGAGCGGGAGCAGCGCCUUCUCCAUGUCCUCGGUCGUGGCAGACUGGAGCUUGGUGUUCUGGACGCUGUGCUCGGUCAUCCUGCCGGUGCUGAUCACUCUGUGGUGCAGCUUCCACCGCUCCCGGCGGCAGAUGCUGAUACGUGACAUCUUUUGCAAGAGCAAGCACGACUGGCACUACACGGACCUCUUCGGGCAGCCCUCCUACUGCUGCGUGUGCGCGCAGCACAUCCUCCGCGGCACUUUCUGCAGCUGCUGCGGGCUGCGCGUCUGUGAGGGAUGCCUGAAGAAGGCCGACCAGCAUUUCCUCUGCAAGGAAAUCGUGAUGAGGGGCGAAGGUGGAGCCCACGGCUCUAUGCCGCACCACUGGAUCAGAGGCAACGUCCCACUCUGCAGCCACUGCAUGGUGUGCAAGCAGCAGUGCGGCACGCAGCCCAAGCUCUGCGAUUACAGAUGCGUGUGGUGUCAGUGCACUGCACACGAUGAAUGCAUGUUGGAUUGUUUAAAGAUUGAGGAGUGUACGUUUGGAGAAUUCAAAGACUUAAUUAUUCCACCGUACUACUUGUCUACAAUCAACCAGAUGCGUAAAGACAAAAGAACUGAUUAUGAAAAGGUAGUACCUUACUGCAGAGAACACUGGAUCCCAGUAAUCGUACUGGCAAAUACUCGUAGUGGGAACAACAUGGGUGAAACUCUACUAGGAGAAUUUAAAAUUCUGCUGAACCCUGUUCAGGUUUUUGAUCUAAGCAAAAUUACACCCGCUAAAGCACUCCAACUUUGUACCUUGCUGCCUUGCAAUGCUGUCAGGGUUCUUGUCUGUGGUGGGGAUGGUACAGUAGGCUGGGUCCUGGAUGCAAUCGAUGAAAUGAAGAUAAAGGGGCAAGAACGCUUUAUUCCACAAGUUGCAAUUUUACCUCUAGGAACAGGUAAUGACCUGUCCAAUACACUGGGCUGGGGCGCAGGUUAUGCUGGAGAGGUCCCUGUGGAACAGAUCUUACGAAAUGUGAUGGAGGCAGAUGGAAUCGUGCUAGACAGAUGGAAGGUUCAAGUAACAAGCAAAGGAUAUUACAAUUUAAGGAAACCAAAGGUAUUCACAAUGAACAACUACUUCUCUAUUGGACCUGAUGCUCUUAUGGCUUUAAAUUUCCAUGCCCAUCGUGAGAAGACUCCCUCUCUGUUUUCCAGCAGAAUUAUCAAUAAGGCUGUUUAUUUUUUUUAUGGAACCAAAGACUGCUUAGUACAAGAAUGUAAAGAUCUUAACAAGAAAGUUGAGCUAGAGUUGGAUGGCGAGAGAAUCGAGUUGCCCAAUUUGGAAGGCAUCAUCGUCCUGAAUAUUGGGUACUGGGGAGGUGGCUGUAGGCUGUGGGAAGGAAUGGGUGAUGAACCUUAUCCCUUGGCAAGACACGAUGAUGGACUUCUGGAAGUUGUUGGAGUUCAUGGUUCCUUCCACUGUGCUCAGAUUCAGGUGAAACUAGCAAAUCCUGUUCGUCUAGGGCAGGCACAUACAGUGAGGCUGAUCUUGAAGAGUUCAAAGAUGCCAAUGCAGGUGGACGGAGAGCCGUGGGCUCAGGGGCCAUGCACUGUUACCAUAACUCAUAAGACACAUGCACUGAUGUUGUAUCAUUCGGGUGAGCAAACAGACGACGACGCAUCCAGCGUGUCUGAGCAAGAGCACGUGAGAGAACAGACAGAUGAAGAUGUAUAGAUUUUGUGGGAUGCAACAUAAUACAGUGAAGAACUUCAACCCGUUAUAAACACUGAGAAUGCUUAAUCUAGCUUAAGGAUUAUGCCGUAAGGUUCAUACUUGUGAAUUAAUUAGGGUUGAGGAAACCAUGCUUUCACAUUCAUGAACAUUUUCACAGCUGAAUUUCCACAACUGUUUUGCCUUUUAGACUGGCGGUGGUACCCAGCCUCUCCAGUUGGAGGAGUUAGUUACUGUAAUGGCAGGGAAGGGCCAGAUGCUGCAGUUCUUCCUUGCUGUAGAAUAAGAUCUUCUGCACACAUGCAGUAUUGCAUGCAAAAGGUUGGAUACCCUUGGAAAGGAGAACAACUGGAAGUUCAGCCUUCUUCCACCUGUUCUUUUUCCCAGGAUCAGGUCCAGAACAGGAAACCAGAAUAAGUAGAAUGUGAGCUGUUGUUUCUGAUGACAGCCUGCAUCUGGCUGCCAUCUCUUCUUGGGAGCAGGAUGAAUUCCUUUUGGUGUACCUCCUUGUGCAGUACAUAUCUUAUAGAAUUGAGUGGGAGAGUGGAGGACGUGGGGGCUCUUGGGAAGGCAAUUUGCAAGUAAGAUGUUUUUGGACCAAAGGUUUGUGCGAAGGGUAUGUUAGCAAAUGACUCUGUUAGUGGCUUUGUAAGCCCGAAUACCCAAAACACAACUUAAAAAUAGUUGUACCGUGACUUGCACUGAAUGAUCCUCUGACUGACUUUGCUUCAGUUCAAUGAAAGAUUAAUUCUAGCUUUUGUAAAUAGCAAUGUAUUUUAGUUCUUAAGGAGGCUUGUUGGAGGAAAACUUGACAAAGGAGCUGUCUGUUUUAACUGUGUAUCAGAUGGUUUUAAGGAAAUAAUGAUGGCUGGCAAAUGUUUAGGGUUUUUUUAAGAGGCUUUUUAAAGAUCUUGCUUUGCAAUUACCUGAGAACAAUUGAUAGCAAGUCCAUCUGUUAACUGUUUCAAUUUGAGGAGGAGGGCUAGGUUUGCAGAGGGUAGCAGGUUCUGUUGUUCACAUCUAUCAUUGGACUGGAGGGGAAUGAAACGUUUUGACUUCUGACUGGCCCUAAAGGAAUCAAAGAUACUCUGUCAGCCCUGGGUCUUCAUCCCCCGUGUGAGUAUAGGGCCAGAAAACUGUUAGUGGCUUAUACUCAUAUUAAAGGUUAAGAACACAUACACCAGUGCAUGUAAACUGUUGGUUUGACAUAUCUGAAGCUUCUCAGGUGCAAACGUCAUCACAGUUAACAGAAGUAAAAACCUGCUUCCUUUUUUUUCCUCUUAUAGGUGUUUUAAACCUGCAGCAGGUGAGAGCUAUGAGUUAAGAUUUGAAAUUUGUAACCAACUAUUCUGUUAAGUCCAGUUGAGUUAUUGAAUAAGAAGAGAAUUCAUGCUGAAUGUGUACUGCAUAAGCAAAGGUCGUUAGAGAAGUUGAGGGGCCCGAACUUUGAAAUGUUGCUGCUUUUGUCAAAUUCCCCCCAUCAUUUUUCAUUUUCUCUUUAUGCUGACCAAAAGCGAUACCAUUAGGUAAAGCAGGUUGUCUCUAGGUUUUGUGAAAAGAAACUGUUUUUCAACCAUCUAUAAAACAAAAGUUUGCAUUAACUGCAAAUGAACUAUUUAUAUUUUAAAAUAAUUUAUUAAAGCCUCAGUGAAGUUAAUAUUUUUAAAACCUUUAACUGUAAUCCUCUUUGGAGGGCAUUUUUAAAUUGAUAGUAUUCAUUCUAGAAAGUGUACGUGCUAGGUCUGAAAAUACUACUGAUUAUCUGUGCAUUUGUAGUCACCUGGAAGUGUGAUCAGAGUAUAAUGAACUGUAAGGCAGAGGCCAUUUGUAAAUGUCAUAUUCCUCAGCCUCACACACUCCAUCUUAAUUGUUUUAUAGUAUGUAAAUACAGAGAAGUCUAUGUAAAAAGUAUUUUAAAAUAUGCAAAAACAUGCAAUGUUAGAUAAACCUGUUACCCUCACUGUUUUUGUUGUUAUGGAGCUCCAAUUUGUAGCAUCAGAAGACUUCUAGUUGAAAGUUAUUUUUAUUUGGUAACUUACAGACAUGAGCAUCCUAAAAAUAUUUAAGUUCAAUGUUGUGGUUCUCACGUAACUCAUUUACAAACCAAUGACAGGUCUCUGGAAAAGCAGAGUACGUGCUAUGAAGGGCAGUGUUUUCUCAAAAGAAGUUGCACCCACUGGCCGCUUGAUCUAAACUGUUCAGAGUGCAGUUUAAAGAGCUACCUGACAUUGGUCAGAUGAUUUUUCACAUCAUCUUAUAGCUUUAAGAAUCUUUAGCAGUUCAGAAACUUCCUUCUUUGAACUCCCAACAUCUAGAAAAAUGAUUCUGAAAGCUUCCCUCUUCUUUUCUCCCAUCCUUCACCAGUAGGUAAGCUGGUUUUCCACAUCUGUUUUGCCUGAGCGGGUUCCAGUGAUGCUGUGCUGUGUUUGUGCAGACUGGAUCCUCACACUUCUGCACUUUGCCAGGAAUCCAGUCCUAAAUGUGUGAAAUACUCUUUAGGAAAUGGAAAUGUACCAGUACCUUUGCAGAAAGCAAGGAGAAUGAGAACUGAAAGUAACAUCUAAGUGUGCGUUUGUUGGCAGAACCCCUGGUGAACUGUCUUGUCUGUAUUGGACAGAUCAUCCCAUUCUUGUGUGUGGGAGUGAAAAAGUUUGUUUCACAAAUUGACUCUUGGUGAUUGCAGGAAACAAUAGAUAGCAAGUUUAGCUGUUACACACAUGGAGAGCUUCUUGUAAAUUUGCAUUUGUCAUGUGGAGAAUAUGCUGUAUGUGUCCAGUUUCCAAUCAGGCAUGUGGUCAUCCUUCUAUUUUAACUAUAUAUAGUUGUCAUGUGUAUGACAAUAAAAGCUUUUUCAGCAGAUGUUAGCACUAGAAUCGGUUGGGAAGUCUUGCUGCUUCCAGCACGCCAUCCUUUCAUUUAAAUGUGUCCUCUUUUCCACUGGGUUGCAAACAGAGUUAGUUAUUUUGAGUUCCUCCUGUGGAACUGUUUCAGUCCAACUUCAAAAAGUAAAUAUGAGCAAUGGGCUCCCAGAUUCUAAUGCUGACAUUAAUUACUUCCUAUAACCUGUAAUAUAGCUGUAGUUGUUUAAUGUUCACAUGUGCUUUAAAACUGCUAUGUUUUUGUUUUUUUUUAAUGUUGUUGGUGCAGAAAGCCCCAGUACAAAUAGCUGCUGUACAGAUAGCUCCCCGAAAGCACUGCAAACCUUACCAUACUGCAGUACAUCCUUCACCCAGAAGAGGGGAUUCUGCAGCUGGGUCUCAUGUCCUGCACAGGAGGACUCUCCCUUGCCCUCCUACUGAUUAAUAUAGGGAAAAAUAAUGACAAAUAAUGAGUUUAUUCUGGCAGUCUUCAUACGGUGUAACCUUGUAUAAAAUGUAGAGAGUGAAUAAUAACAAAAAUUGUCAAGCACUCAAAAGUGGUUGCACAAAGUUGAUUUUGAAGUUUGAUUGCAGCAUACACUCACUUUACAGAAGCUUGGUCAGAUUCUGGUGGCAUCCUUUGCUGUAGGUUCUCAGCCCUCUGAAAUGCAAACAACAAACUGAAGGAGAGCCUCUCUGUGCACGGUUUCCUGCCUGGCUCAAACCUAGUUUGUUUACAUGCGCGUUGAGAGGAAGGUGUAUGUGUGCAUUUUCAUAUGCACAGAGCUUUUUGUCUUAGGUUUUGUUUGACUUCUUGAUUUAUGCAUUUCUCUGCUUUGAGCUUCCUCUUUGAUACUUUAUGCCAGCUAACUUGUCAGCAAAGCACACGGGAAGGGUGUCACACAGCAGCUCACCUUGUCGGCAUGUUCAGUCACCUCAACCACUAAUUAACUCAGACUAAUACCUGGAUAAUAUUAGAAUGGGCACCACAGGUGCAGCGUUUCCAGCCCCCAGACCUAUUUUCACAGUACAGUUUUUGCUCUCUGCUGUUGGGGAUGAAUGUCCACAUUCUCUGCAGGUUCUUGGAACCAGGAGCUGAAGGUUCUUGUUUCAGUUCAGCCAAUUCCUUCUGCCUCUAUGUUACAUGCACUGAUGCUCACAGCUUUUUUUAGUGUAUAUUAUUGUAUAUGACUGGUUAAAACAAACCAACUUAAAGCACUGUACCUUAGCUGUAAACAGCAUAACAGUAUGAAUGUUAUAAUACUUCUUUUUUACUUAGGAACACUUUUUGGAAGAGCAGCACUGCAACCUAGCUAGUUAAUCUAUGGGUAAGAGUAGGACACUUAGGAACCAUCACAUGUUCUAAAUGAAAAUCCUUUUUUGUUCUGUAUCAUACCUAGUAGUACUUGCAGUUUUUUUAAAAAAGAAGCAAGAUUGUACUUAGUUAGGAGUAGACUAGGACAUCCUUAGAUUUAAAAAUAGUAGUAGCAUCACUGAUCCUGUUGAAUGUGAACCACUUACUUAAAAAUGCUCUGAUUUUUGCUCUGAGACACUAUAGCUGCAUCUUGAACACAGGAAAGAAACAACGGAGAGCACUUGUUCAUUUAGCAAUUAGGUGUACUGAGAGAAUUUACAAGUUCUGUAUUGCAGCAUUGUUUAGGCCACAGUUCUAAAAGCACAGCGUGAUCAAAAUUUCUAUAUCUAAGAGUGCUGAAUACCCAGUGCAGGUUCUGGGCAUCUCAGGGAGAGACUUCAGCUGGAGUAAAGCCACAGGCCUCCAUUAAACCUAGUGAUGUUACACUGUAACAUCAGCUUUAGCUGAUGUGCUUUAGCUGAGGAUCUGGCCUUUACUGCUUGAAAGUAUGAAUGUAUUUAAAAUUUUACUUCUCAUUAAUAGUACCUUGUUUACUGUGCUGUAAACUCUUAUUAUUGUAUAACGUUAUUGCACUGCUUUGUUUGCAACUUGUUUGCAGGUUUCAGCAUAAAUCCUUUUCUUCUGAAGGGUUAGUGGGAGCUAAUAUUGUGAGUUUGUUGCAUUCUGAGUCUUUGAAGUUUACAUCCCUCAAAAGCCAUUUUGUCACCUACCAACUGUUGUAAUCCUUAGAGUACCUCCAGCCAUCUUCUCUUUGUAGGGUUUUUAUAGUUAAACAGAACGGGUUUUUAUUUUUGUAGCUUGUAACUUCAACUGUAUACUAGUUAUUCCUAUUUAGUAAUGAGUGAUAAGAAUACUGUACAAAUGUGACUCUGAAAAGCUGUAACUGUAAUAAUAACUACUUGCAAGAAAAUACCAGCAUGUUAAAAGUUUAAAAAAGAAAAGUUAUUCUUUAGCUUGGAAAUACUGUGAUACUGUGACUUGGAAUUUGUAUUGGAUGUGUGUGCAUAUUCUGAAGUUGUUUUAAAUAAGAAAAAAAUAAAACCUGAGCUUAACAUGCCAAUAAUAGCUCAGAAGGGGAAAAUGUAAACAGUUCUUUUCAACCAAGAAAGUAGACAUUUAGGACUGGGUGGGUUUUUUGCUUCUCUUACAGAGCGCUGGAGCGGGAAUGGUCGUGAAACAGUUGUUUCGUUAUGGUGCAGUAUAAGUGUCCAGCCUCAACAAAAGCCAUCUGCACCAUUCCCUCCUGCACUUCCAGAAAACAGAUCUCAGAGCAAAACUGAAUGUUCAUCGCUGUAAACCGCGUGAGAUCUUUCUUAUAGCAUAGUACUGAACCUCCAAUGCGAGUUCUGAAGGCAAGUUGUCACGUGGCUCUCGACAUUGCGAUGUCGUUAAAUGCCAAAUUCUUUUUCCUUUGGUGUUUAAAAGAAGAUGGGUGAAAAAGGACAGGGUGAGGAGGUGGGACUGUGCAGCCCUCACCCCCAGGAGCUGGGCUGUGUCCUUGUAGUGCAGUGCAGGCACACGGUGAGUGUGAUUCUGGAACUUUCCAUAAAGCUCCGCUUCGUUUGCAGUUCUCAUUGGCUUAGUCCAGUAUUUCUGAAGCAGGUGAUGCUGGCAUUGACCUGUGCACUAGUGACAGGUGCACUCUAGUGAUUACAGAAGGGUAAUACGUUUUAUUUGCUUGGGCGAGGUUCUGUCUAUAAAAAGCCACACCUUCAGUGAAGUCACAGUACGCCAUCAGGUCCUGCACCUCGCACUGACAGAAAUGAAACUGAAACCUUUUGUCUGUAGUCAGUUGUAUUGCAGCCUGUUCUGGUGACUCAGGCUCCCCCGAGGCUCUUUGGAGGAAUGUCAGCUCCGUGUUCUUCAUACAACCUUGCAACUGCAGGUUUUCAAAGGACUGACUCUGCUACUGAGUUUCCCAAUACGUUGUUUUGUUGUCUUGUUGUUUGUGCUGUAUUUAUCUGUGGUCUAAAGCGUGUGGAUUAAAGUAUUUAAACUCA
Numida meleagris (helmeted guineafowl) is the source of this 8216-nucleotide messenger RNA. It is a transcript of the gene DGKE, whose product is annotated as diacylglycerol kinase epsilon. The transcript is spliced from 11 exons. The record is from RefSeq and is a predicted model, not a curated record. Bases 271 to 1986 code for a protein of 571 amino acids. NCBI's taxonomy places the organism in Eukaryota, Metazoa, Chordata, Aves, Galliformes, Numididae. Gene Ontology annotation, molecular function: ATP-dependent diacylglycerol kinase activity.